CUGAUCUGGCUCUGCCCACUUCAAGCAGGAGGAGCAGGACAAGUAUAAAACCUGAUUUGUCCAGUGAAGCUUUAGACUACUAGCAGACUUGGGAGAAGCUUGUAUGCAAUCUUAGCUCAGCCGCCAGCAUUGUCAUCACCAUGCAACCGCGAUUGCUCUUUACGCUGCAAUGUUUGGCCUUGGUGGCUCCUGCAUUUUCGGCUCCACUAGCCGGUGUGGUGGACGUCUCCUCUGGCAAGUCGGAUGUGACAGUUGUUAAGAACAAUUAUCUGGUCUUUGAAGAUAUCCACUCUUCAGAAGUUACAGAAGCAGGUGACCAUACUGGAGAUGAAUCUUCACACCAUUCUGACAGUUCACACCAUGACCAUGACAACAAACAUGAAAGUAUGGAACAUGACGUAAGUCAUAGCCAUGACAGUGACAGUCACCAUGACAGUGACAGCCAUCAUGACAAUGACGAUCAUCAUCACAAGAGCAGUGAGGAAAAGGACCACAGUGACAGUCAUCAUGACAGUGACAGCCACCAUGACAGUGACAGUCACCAUGACGAUGAUGAUCACCAUCACAAGAGCAAUGAGGAAAAGGACCACAGUGACAGUCACCAUGACAGUGACAGUCACCAUCACAAGAGCAGUGAGGAAAAAGACCACAGUGACAGUCACCAUGACAGUGACAGUCACCAUCACAAGAGCAGUGAGGAAAAGGACCACAGUGACAGUCACCAUGACAGUGACAGUCACCAUGACGAUGACGAUCACCAUCACAAGAGCAGUGAGGAAAAGGACCACAGUGACAGUCACCAUGACAGUGACAGUCACCAUCACAAGAGCAGUGAGGAAAAGGACCACAGUGACAGUCACCAUGACAGUGACAGUCACCAUCACAAGAGCAGUGAGGAAAAGGACCACAGUGACAGUCACCAUGACAGUGACAGUCACCAUCACAAGAGCAGUGAGGAAAAGGACCAUAGUGACAGCGACCAUCACAAGAGCAGUGAGGAAAAGGACCAUAGUGAUAGUCACCAUGACAGUGAUAGUGACAGCCACAAGGACAGUGACAGCAAACAUCAGAAGAGCAGUGAAGAAAAGGACCACAGUGACGACAGUGAUAGUCACCACGACGAUGACAGGAAACAUCAUAAGAGCAGUGAGGAAGAUGACCACAGUGACAGCCACCAUGACAGUGAUGAUCACCAUCAUAAGAGCAGUGAGGAAAAGGACCACAGUGACAGCCACCAUGACAGUGACAGUGACAGCCACCAAGACAGUGAUCAUCACCACCACAAGGGCAGUGAGGAAAAGGACCACAGUGAUAGUCACCAUGACAGCGACAGUGACAGCCACCAGGAGAGUGACAGUGACAGCCACCAUAACAGGGAAAGCAAACACCACAAGAGCAGUGAAGAAAAGGACCAUAGUGAUGACAGUGAUAGUCACCACGAUGAUGACAGGAAACAUCACAAGAGCAGCGAGGAAGAUGACCACAGUGACAGUCAUCAUGACAGUGACAGCCACCAUGACAGUGACAGUCACCAUGACGAUGAUCAUCACCAUCACAAGAGCAGUAAGGAAGAUGAUCACAGUGACAGUCACCAUGACAGUGACAGUGACAGUCACCAUGACAGUGAUCAUCAUCAUCACAAGAACAGCGAGGAAAAGGACCAUAGUGACAGUCACCAUGACAGUGACAGUCAUCAUGAUGAUGAUCAUCACCAUCAUAAGAGCAGUGAGGAAGAUGACCACAGUGAUAGUCACCAUGACAGUGAUCAUCACGAUCACAGUGACAGUGACAGUCAUCACGAUGAUGAUCAUCACCAUCACAAGAGCAGUGAGGAAAAGGACCACAGUGAUAAUCACCAUCACAAGAGCAAUGAGGAAGAUGACCACAGUGAUAGUCACCAUGACAGUGACAGUCACCAUGACAGUGAUAGUGACAGUCACCAUGACAGUGAUAGUGACAGUCACCAUGACAGUGAUAGUGAUAGUCACCAUCACAAGGGCAGUGAUGAAAAGGACAGUGACAGUGAUAGUCACCAUGACAGUGAUCAUCACCAUGACAGUGACAAUCAUCAUGACAGUGAUAGUCAUCAUGACAGUGACAGUGACAGUCAUCAUGACAAAGAGAAUGGUGGGGACUCCGACAAUGGGCAUGAUCACGAUGACAGCAAUGAGCUGGAGCACACAAGUAAACCACACAGGAGCACCACGGAAAGCCAUUCUACCGGCGUUACUGAUCAACAUGGUGAGCAAAACCAAACAGAAAAGACCACACACAGCCCCCCCCAUGCCUAAGUCCUAGUGGCCAGGAGGCACAGCGGGAUCCUGAUCGAUCUACAGAUGUGUACUGAAGGACACAGACAAGAAUCUGACCCUAUGCAGCUGGAUUUCCACGAUGUGAAAACUAGAGGAGUAUACGCAAUCUCCUUCGUAAUCCUUGGAUCUUUCCUCAAAAACACAAGGAACAUGUUUCUCUAGGUCUAUGGGGAAUUGUCAAAUGAUUCCACUUUUAAUGCGCAUUUUAACAGAAUUAUUUCAACAUGUGACAAUCGGCUAACUCCAGAUUUACCCAAGUUAUCAUUUUUAUCUUCACUAAUUGGUAAAAAAACCUGUAAAAACAAGAAAGUAAAAAAAAAAAAAUGUGUUACCAUUGCACAUAUGGACUGAAUAGUUUCUGAAAGUCACUCGAUUGAGUUUUCUAAUAAUUCCUUACAAUAUGUUUUGUUGCUGUACAGUUGUCACGCCUUAGCAAAGCCAGUUACUGCAGCAACGGACUGUCAUACUGACCACAGAGUUGAUGUUUCCUGAGUGUGAAUGUCAGCAAGACCUUCUAGGCAUGGGGAUUUUGGAUGGGGCUCUUAAAUGAUUCCUUUUUUUUCUUACUUUAAAACCAGUUUUGGGAAAAUAUCUCAAAUUCUAGUUUUUAUUGCUGUAAGGUGUGUUAAAUAAUUAGAAUCUUUUAAUGGCAGUAACAUAGAUCACAAAGUCCUUUCUCAAAUGUGUAUAGUGAAUAAAUUAAAUAAAACCUGAGAUGUCAGACAA
This is a messenger RNA of Brienomyrus brachyistius, 3038 nucleotides long. RefSeq names its product starmaker (gene stm). Lineage: Eukaryota; Metazoa; Chordata; Actinopteri; Osteoglossiformes; Mormyridae. Bases 141 to 2291 code for a protein of 716 amino acids. The record is from RefSeq and is a predicted model, not a curated record. The transcript is spliced from 9 exons.